Messenger RNA from Pipistrellus nathusii (Nathusius's pipistrelle), 1443 nucleotides. The record is from the annotation of a GenBank genome assembly. Lineage: Eukaryota; Metazoa; Chordata; Mammalia; Chiroptera; Vespertilionidae.
AUGGCGGCGUCCGCGGUCUGCCGGGCGUCCGGCGCGGGGGCGCGAGUGCUGCUGCGCGCACGCCGACCGCACGCGGCCCUGCUGCCGCCCGGCCUGCGGAGCGCCGCCUCCCUGGCGCAGGCCCUGCAGCGCGCGCCCGAGACGCAGGUGAGCCAGCUGGACAGCGGCCUGCGCGUGGCCUCGGAGCAGUCGGCCCAGCCCACCUGCACGGUCGGGGUGUGGAUUGACGUUGGCAGCCGCUACGAGAACGAGAAGAACAACGGGGCGGGCUACUUUGUGGAGCAUCUGGCUUUCAAGGGAACAAAGAACCGGCCUGGCAAUGCCUUGGAGAAGGAGGUGGAGAGCAUGGGGGCCCACCUGAACGCCUACACCACGCGGGAGCACACGGCCUACUACAUCAAGGCGCUGUCCAAGGACCUGCCCAAAGCCGUGGAGCUGCUGGCGGACAUCGUGCAGAGCUGCAGCCUGGAGGACUCGCAGGUGGAGAAGGAGCGGGACGCGAUCCUGCGGGAGCUGCAGGAGAACGACGCUUCCCUGCGGGACGUGGUCUUCGACUACCUGCACGCCACGGCCUUCCAGGGCACGCCCCUCGCCCAGCCCGUGGAGGGGCCCAGCGGCAACGUCAGGAAGCUGUCGCGGGCCGACCUGACGGAGUUCCUGGGCCAGCAUUACAAGGCCCCUCGCAUGGUGCUGGCGGCCGCGGGAGGGGUGGAGCACCGGCAGUUGGUGGACCUCGCCCAGAAGCACUUCAGUGGCGUCUCUGGCUCGUACGCCGAGGACGCUGUGCCCACGCUCUCUCCGUGCCGCUUCACUGGCAGCCAGAUCGCCCACCGUGACGACGCCCUGCCUUUCGCCCACGUGGCCAUGGCCGUGGAGGGGCCUGGCUGGGCCAACCCGGACAACGUGGCCCUGCAGGUGGCCAACGCCAUCAUCGGCCACUACGACUGCACCUACGGCGGCGGCGUGCAUCUGUCCAGCCCGCUGGCUUCAGUCGCCGUGGCCAACAAGCUGUGCCAGAGUUUCCAGACCUUCAACAUCUGCUACGCGGAGACCGGCCUGCUGGGCGCGCACUUCGUCUGCGACCGCAUGAGCAUCGACGACAUGGUGUUCUUCCUGCAGGGCCAGUGGAUGCGCCUGUGCACCAGCGCCACGGAGAGCGACGUGCGCCGCGGCAGGAACCUCCUCAGGAACGCCCUCGUGUCCCACCUGGACGGCACCACGCCUGUGUGCGAGGACAUCGGACGCAGCCUCCUCACCUACGGCCGCCGCAUCCCCCUCGCCGAGUGGGAGAGCAGGAUUGCGGAGGUCGACGCCCAGAUGGUGCGUGAGGUCUGCUCCCAGUACUUCUAUGACCAGUGCCCGGCGGUGGCCGCAGUGGGCCCCAUCGAGCAGCUCCCCGACUACAACAGGACCCGCAGCGGCAUGUUCUGGCUGCGCUUCUAG